AUGCUCAGGCCUGCAGCAUGGACGUGUUGCUCUCUGACAUUAAGCAGAUAUUGUUUGUGCUCUUCUCUCUUCUUGGGUCUGUUUCUGGUGGUGGACUCUGGAUCCUGUAACUUUCCCAUAGAAUGGAGACUGUACAAAGGCAGCGCAGGCUACUGCAGCACAUACAGAGGCGACGUGUGUCGGAACGAGCUCCGUCGGGACGUGCUGGUGUUUUUUAACUAUUCUCUUCCAAACCCGGAGGAUGCUCAGGAGUACCUGGCCCAGAGCGCGUGGGGGGAGCUGGACGGGGUGAGCUCAUUCUGCAGGCCCGCUGCCAGAUCACUGCUCUGUCACGCCACCUUCCAGGACUGCAACCCGUCUGGACUGGGACCAGCACCCAAACCUGUCUGCAGGGAGCACUGUCUGGCAGUGAAAGAGCUGUACUGUUACAAGGAGUGGCGCUCUGCUGAGGAAAGAUCUCAUCGAGGGUUCCCACACAGCAUCACUCUCCCAGAAUGCACCUCUCUACCCAGCCAACAAGCAGACCUAUCCUCAUGCACAGCGGUUCCUUACGAUCCCCAUCUGCAUAGACUUUCUGUAGAUGUGAUUCCUGAGUUGCGAAAUGCAGAAAACUACUGUCGUAACCCAGGCGGAGAGAGUGACAGGCCAUGGUGCUACACCACAAACCCUAAUGUACGCUGGGAGUACUGUCUGGUGCCCAAAUGUGGAGAAGUUAUGAGUGUGAAGACUGCACCCUCCAUUACAAAACCGGUCCAGAUUUACCCACCUCCUCCUGUGUCUACAGCCUAUUCAAUGAGCGUUAUCAUCUUCAUCAUUUCUGGCUUCGCUGGGGCAGCCUUCUUUAUUAGAGCCCCUGGUCUUUUGCCGAUGGAGCCGUUCACCAUGGUGGCAGUGAAGAUGUUGAAGGAGGAAGCUUCGGCUGAUAUGCAGAACGACUUUCAAAGAGAAGCUGCACUCAUGGCUGAGUUUGAUCACCCCAACAUUGUCCGUCUCCUGGGAGUCUGUGCGGUGGGGAAGCCCAUGUGUCUCAUGUUUGAAUACAUGGCCUAUGGGGACUUGAAUGAAUUCCUGCGACGGCGCUCUCCAACUCAGCAGCCCAGUCUAAGUCGGGAUACCUUGACGUGCAGCAGUCUCGUGUCAGAACCUGAGCGUUACCCACCCCUCAGCUGCCUGGAGCAGCUCUCCAUUUCCAAGCUGGUGGUGGCAGGAAUGGCGUACUUGUCGGAACGCAAGUUUGUGCACCGUGACCUAGCUACCCGCAACUGUUUGGUCGCCGAAAACCUGGUCGUGAAAAUUGCGGAUUUUGGUCUCUCGCGCAACAUAUAUGCAGCAGAUUAUUACAAAGCUGGUGAAAAUGACGCCAUACCGAUUCGCUGGAUGCCACCUGAAUCUAUCUUCUACAACCGCUACACCAGCGAGUCAGAUGUGUGGGCUUAUGGUGUGGUAUUAUGGGAAAUCUUCUCAUAUGGCAUGCAGCCAUACUAUGGCAUGGCCCACGAGGAGGUCAUCUACUAUGUAAGGGAUGGAAAUGUGCUCACCUGUCCAGAAAACUGCCCACAGGAGCUGUAUAACCUCAUGCGCUUGUGUUGGAGCACUCAUCCCACUGACCGGCCUAGUUUCGCAAGCAUUCACCGCAUCCUGGAAAGAAUGCAUGACCAGAUGCUCCAAUCUGGUCUUUCUUGAGGAUCUCUAAAGAUGCAAUUCAAAGAACUGAAAUGCUCCAAUCUUUAAGGAACUCAUUAGAAUCCCAAAGAGCCCUGAGGGAUCUUGAAGAAGGAUAAAACAUUUUAAGGUAUCCAAAAGAGCUGAAGACAACCCAGCAAACCUUUAAGUGCCCACAAAUACUCAAGAACCCAGAGGAAUAUUGAGGAAUGUGUAAGAAGCCUGAAAUGAUUGAAAAGGCUCUCACACCUUAAGGAAUACUGAUCCCUCAAACUCUUUGAAGAUGAGAUUGGUUGCAUCUGUUCAAAGGAUCCCAAUUGUUUUCUUUCAAUGAAGCAGAUGUACGGCAGACAUCAGAUGUGCACUAGUCAAGGUUUGAGGUGAUUCAUAUUAACAGAAUCACCGGUAAUGAAGGUUAACAUCUGGUAAUAAGGUGGAUCUAGUGCAGUCACUGUAAUAAUCUAGACUGAAAUCUCUGCAAGCAGAGACAUACAGUAUAAAUGCCUGAUAUUUGUACUUUUCAUCGCUUUUGGAUCUAUUUUGAGUAAAAAUCUGAGAGUACAAUGCAUCUGUUAGUAACAUUCUUCGAAAAAGUUAAUUCAAGAAAGUGCUAUAGUGCUUAAAGCUGAAAAACGUUGUCAAUGUUUAAUUUAAAUUUAAAACGUUUAAAUAGAAUUGCUUAUUCCAAAG
Messenger RNA from Sinocyclocheilus grahami, 2352 nucleotides. Its product is annotated as muscle, skeletal receptor tyrosine protein kinase-like. Gene Ontology annotation, biological process: positive regulation of kinase activity; cell surface receptor protein tyrosine kinase signaling pathway; multicellular organism development. Gene Ontology annotation, cellular component: signaling receptor complex; plasma membrane. Gene Ontology annotation, molecular function: transmembrane receptor protein tyrosine kinase activity; Wnt-protein binding; ATP binding. The record is from RefSeq and is a predicted model, not a curated record. Lineage: Eukaryota; Metazoa; Chordata; Actinopteri; Cypriniformes; Cyprinidae.